Cooperia oncophora is the source of this 1098-nucleotide messenger RNA. The record is from the annotation of a GenBank genome assembly. NCBI's taxonomy places the organism in Eukaryota, Metazoa, Nematoda, Chromadorea, Rhabditida, Trichostrongylidae.
AUGACGUCACAUGAAGUAGAACUUGAUGGACGUACAUACACUGUGAAGCCAAUUCGGAAUCUGAAUGGACACUCGAUUGGAAAUUACCGGAUUCAUGCUGGAAAAACAGUGCCGAUUGUGAAGGGUGGUGACCAGACAAAAAUGGAAGAAAACGAGGAUUACCGGCGGUCAGCUGAAGCUCAUCGACAGGUUCGGAACUAUGUGAAAUCCUGGGUAAAACCUGGAAUGACGAUGAUCGAUAUUUGUGAGCGUCUGGAGGCCUGCUCUCGUCAUCUGAUAAAAGAAAACGGGCUUGAAGCCGGUCUCGCCUUUCCAACUGGUUGCUCGUUAAAUAACGUUGCUGCUCAUUAUACUCCAAACAAUGGAGAUACUACUGUUUUACAGUAUGGAGACGUUUGUAAGAUUGACUACGGUGUACAUGUACGUGGACGACUCAUUGACAGUGCGUUCACUCUUCAUUUCGAUCCACGGUAUGAUAAUCUGGUGAAUGCGGUCAAAGAAGCGACAAAUGCCGGAAUUCGUGAAGCUGGGAUAGACGUGAGGUUGUGCGAUCUGGGAGAGACUAUCGAAGAGGUUAUGACGUCACAUGAAGUAGAACUUGAUGGACGUACAUACACUGUGAAGCCAAUUCGGAAUCUGAAUGGACACUCGAUUGGAAAUUACCGGAUUCAUGCUGGAAAAACAGUGCCGAUUGUGAAGGGUGGUGACCAGACAAAAAUGGAAGAAAACGAGGUAUACGCUAUUGAAACAUUCGGAUCAACUGGUAAGGGAUAUGUUCAUGACGAUAUGGAGUGUUCGCAUUACAUGAAGAACUUUGAACUGUCUGAAGAGCACAUCCCAUUGAGACUAGCUCGUUCAAAAGCUCUUCUCAACACAAUUGAUCGUAACUUUGGAACUUUGGCGUUCUGUCGGCGGUGGGUUGACAGACUGGGCGAGAACAAAUACCUCAUGGCGUUGAAGGACUUGUGCGAUAAGGGCAUUGUUGACCCAUACCCACCGUUGUGUGAUGUGAAAGGAUGCUAUACGGCUCAGUGGGAGCAUACGUUGGUGUUGCGUCCGACAUGCAAAGAAGUUCUGUCAAGAGGAGAUGAUUAUUAG